AUGUCAAAAGACGUGAAAUCAAGAGUUAAGAAGUCUACGGGGAAACGGAUGAAAAAAGAUCCUGGUGCACCUAAGCGAGGGUUAUCUGCUUAUAUGUUUUUUGCACAGGAAAAUAGAGAAUCUGUAAAAACAGAGAAUCCUCAUGCAACAUUUGGUCAAAUAGGCAAAAUUCUUGGUGAGCGAUGGAAGACUAUGUCUGUUAAAGAUAGACAGCCAUAUGAAAAUAGAGCAAAGAAGGAUAAACAGCGGUUUGAAAUGGAGAAAUCUCAAUGGCGUAAUGGGCAUAUGACAGAUACUGCACAAGACGAUGAAGAAUAA
This is a messenger RNA of Pneumocystis jirovecii RU7, 318 nucleotides long. RefSeq lists its product as uncharacterized. Lineage: Eukaryota; Fungi; Ascomycota; Pneumocystomycetes; Pneumocystales; Pneumocystaceae. The record is from RefSeq and is a predicted model, not a curated record. The transcript is spliced from 4 exons. The coding region runs from base 1 to 318 and encodes 105 amino acids.